This is a messenger RNA of Blepharisma stoltei, 3674 nucleotides long. NCBI's taxonomy places the organism in Eukaryota, Ciliophora, Heterotrichea, Heterotrichida, Blepharismidae. The record is from the annotation of a GenBank genome assembly.
AUGUCUUUUCGACAAACAUGCCCAUCAUGUAUGGAGCUACAAAGCAGUCUUGACGAUUUCCAUGAUAAACUCAGCACGCAGUCAUACGACCUUCAAAAAGCCCAGUCUACCAUUGCAAAGCUCAUAAGUGAAAAAGUGUCAUUAGAAAAUAAGCUUUCUUUAUCCAAAGCUUCUCUAGAAACCCAUGAUGAAGAACAAACAAUUCUUCUUCAAACCAAAGUAGAUAACCUUAUAGCUGAUCUAAUAGAGAGAGACAACACUUUAAGCACUGCUAAACAAAUAAUCAAAAAACUCAAUCAUGAAUCCGAAGAAUAUGCAAGAACUAUUAGUGAACUAAACUCUCAGGUAGCUGAAGCAAAAACAAAGUCCAAACAAUUUGAAGCACUUUAUUUGGAAAAUGUUAAAGGAUUCCAAGAAAUUGAAGUUUUAAAGAAAACUGAGCAGAGAAUCAAAGCAGAAAAUUUCAAAUUAAAAGAGCAGAUUGAUGUGAUGAAAGAAGAAAGUGCAAAAGACAUCGCGGAUUUGGAAAAUAUGAUAAAGCAUUUAAUUACUGAAAAAGGAACAUUAGAAGAGCUUAUAGGGGAACUUGAAAUAAAAUUAGGAGAAAUUGAUAAGGCUAACGGCCAAAGGGAAAAUUUGUAUCAAGAUACUCAAAAUAGGAUAAAAGAGCUGGAAGAAGAGAUUGAAAGAAAAAAUUUUGAAAUCAAGCAGCAAGCAGAAGACUGGAAAACACAAAAAGAACAAACAGAAAUAGAAGUUAAUCAUAUGAGAAGGGCUGCUGAAAACAUGAUUCGGCAGUUAAGAAGCAUGGUUGGAGCUGAUGUAAAAAUUCCUGAACUUGGUGAAAAAAUCAAUCAAAAAAUCGUUUUUUCUAAAAAUUCAGGCAAAAAAGACCCACAAGUUCAGAAUCAAAAUAGUCAGGCUCAUACUGAUAUCUACAAGAUGAAUUCAGAAGAAAUGAAUGGGCGUUCAUUGGAACGAGAAAUGAAGCUAUUAAAAUUUCUUUCAAAACUAGUUAAAUCUGAAGGGAAACAUUUUGCCAAUGAAUUUGAAAAUUUAGAAAAAAAGCUAUCAUUAAGCAGAGCAGAAACUGAAAAGUGAAUUAUGAGGAACGAAGAAUUAGAAAUAAUCCUCAACUCACACUUAGAAACCGAAGUGAAAUUAUUUGAUAUCAUUUCUAAACUCAAAAAAACUAUCAUUGUUAAAAACCAGCAUUUGGGACAAAUUGAGCAAUCUUUCGCAGACUUAUUAGGGAUUUUGCAUAUGACGAUAGAAAAUUUCGAAGCUCUCAGGCUAAAUACUAAAAUUGAAUCAAAUAAUUUAUCACAAACAAGUGAAAACCUUGAAAGUGCAAUAGAUGAUUGAGCCGUCUUAGUCGGCAACAUUACGCGGAGGCACACCCUGGUACAACAAAGCAGAUCGGUCCAGCGGUCUGUGGGCCGGGUAUGACGAAACAGCAGCGGGAAGCUCUGGGUUUGGGCAAUCCCGUAAAGGACGUUAAAUUUAUAAAUCUUAAUUAGUGCAAUAGCUGAUUGAAAGUCUCAAAUAGAUAUGUUUAAAACAAAAAUAGAGGACGCUAUGGUUCAAAAUGAAAAAUUAUUUAAUGACAAUUCUGCAUGAAACAAGGUCGUUGUCAAGAAAAACCAAGAAUUGCUCACUCCCCCCCCCUCCGUGAGUGAACACAAAAAAAUUUUGUUCACGGAGGGGGGGUUAAUUUUUUUUUUUUAAAAAAAUUUAUAUAUAAAUUUUCUAAAAAAUAUUUUUUUUUUCGAAAUUCAAAAAAAUCCUAAUUCGAAAAAAUUGGAAAGAAAUAUAAAUUUAAUUUAUAAAAUUUAUGUUUUAAAAAGCAAUUUGUUUAAAAUUAAACAGAGAAUUAGCUCUAGAUUUCAUUAUACUAAUUAGCAUUUAUAUAUCAAAAUUUUUUUCCAUAAAAAUUUUUUUCUAUUAAAAAAAUUUUUGUUCACUCACGGAGGGUUUUUUGGGCAAAAAAUAGCGAUUUUUCUAAUGGUUUUGUUCACUCACGGAGGGGGGGGAGUCAGCAUUAAUGAUGAAUUGGAAAGCUUUCAAAAAAUCAGCAAAAAGCUAGAAGAAGAGCUGGAUACCACAAAUAAUGAAAUAGCAAAUUUACAAAAAUAUAAUAAGCAGCUAGAAGAAGAGUUAGAGAAGUUUAAUAAACAAGAAGCUAAAUUAAUAAGCAGCUUUGGUGCCGAUUCAGUUGAAAAAGCUAUUGAGAUUUUUAUGAAUAUUCAAGAAAACUGCAAAGAUGCAUUAAAUCAGUUGGCACAUAAUGAGGCUGAAAAGAAAGAAUUUAUAGGAAGAGUUUCAAAACUUCAAUCAGAAAUAGAAAAUUUAAAUGAAUUGGUAAGAAAUAAAGAAAAAAGUAUUUUGGAAAUCAAAAUAGCUUCAAAAAAUGCAGAAAAUGAUUUUUUGUGCAGAUUUAAUGAAAUCGAAGCCUUGAUAAACAGAAAAGAAGAAAUAGAAAAGGAUUUGAAAGAGGAAAAUCAAAGAAUAAAAAAAGAACUGGAAAUAUACAGUGAAAUACAUAGUAAAGAAAUGGAAGAGAUAACAAUGAAAAAGGAAGCAGAAAUAAAAAAACUAUGAAAAGAACUUGAAGAAGCUAAAAUUGCUCAGACCAAGACGCUUAAUGAUAAAUCAGAAAUAGAUGAUUUAAAGUCUCAAAUAGAAGAACUAAAGCUAAAAAUCAAAGAAAGAGAAAAAUAUAUUGAAUUAUUGCAAAAAACUCAACAGCAAAUCGACCAAAAAAUCCUUUCCCCUCACAAUAAUGUCUCAAAAACUAUAAAAUUUGAAGAAAAUACAAGAGACGAAAACAGUUUUAUAAAUGGUUUAUUAAGAUCGAUAAAAGAAAAAAAUGAUCAAAUUUUGGAUCUUGAAAGAGAGCUUAGAAGAUCAGAAAGCCAAAAUAAUUUAAAAUCCCAAGUAUUAGACCUUGAAACUAUAGAAUUUUUCCAUAGAUGGCGCUGUUUGCCCUUGAUUUGCCCAUGAGGAAAUUUUUUUUGGUUCGACCAGUACCAUAUGGUUUGGUCAAACCAAAAAUUUUCCUAGUGGGCAAAUCAAGGGCAAACAGCGCCAUCUAUGGAAAAUUCUAUAUCAUUGAGCUUCUUUCCAAAAAAAUGCUAGACAUGCUAGGCAAGAGAAUCCAAUUGCCAAGAAUUGAGUCUUUAAAUCCAAAUGUAAAAAAAUGAAUAACUCCAUUGUUUCAUCACUUGGAAGAAAUAAGAAAUCUAGGAAAUUUUUAUAACGUCGAAAAAGGAUAUAGUGAAUUGGUUGAUGUUCUUAAAGAGCUUCACCCUGCAAUUUCUUGGGAAUCUGUUAAUUCUGCUCUUAGAAGAGAGGAGGGAAUAGAAAUCCUUAUAAGGUUACUUGUAGACACUCUAAAAUCCAAUGCAAAACAUAUCAAAGAUGCUAGAGGUUCAUGCAAAGAAAUCAUCUGUGACACCAUUUCUCAUAUAGAAGAAACAGAAAAAAAUACCAACCAAAUUUCUAAUACAGGUGAUGAAAUUCUCAGCACAUUAUCAAAUAUAGACAGUGAAGUUUUACAGCGAGAAAUGGUUGACAAGGUGGUAAAAAUGCUUCAAAGACUUAUAAAGCGGCUUCUUGAAGGCUUCAAAUUUGAGCGGGAAAAGCUGCUUCAAGCCUUAUCAUAUGUAAAAUAA